Molecule: messenger RNA, 1740 nt
Organism: Osmia bicornis bicornis
Lineage: Eukaryota; Metazoa; Arthropoda; Insecta; Hymenoptera; Megachilidae
Exons: 1
Coding region: 1-738 (245 amino acids)
Source: RefSeq, a predicted model, not a curated record
AUGAUCCUGGCAACAAACAAAUGUGGAUGUCCACCAAAGAAAGAAAAACCUCCUUGUUCACCUUGUUGCGCCUCCAAAAAUGUCUCCAUCAAGUCAGCCCCUAAAAAAUGUCCUCCACCAGCUCCAAGAAUCGUCGACCCUUCGACAUGUUGUCCUGUAAAACCAUCAGAGACAAAGUAUCAGAGAUCCAGCAAGAUUCGUUCGGAGAUUGCUGAGAAAGGGUUGCCCUAUAAAGAGAUCGAAGCUAUUAUUAAUAACAAUAGAGUGGUAAUUAGAACACAGACAGAACCUGGUAGAGUGGAAUACGAUCCUCCGUGUGACUGCGUCGAGGAUCCUCUUCCUAGUAGACGGGUCGAAGCAGAAGAAAGUCAAGUUCAAGAUUCAGGAAAUAGAACUGUAAUGCUGUAUCCUCGACCUCGAGAACAAGAUCGGAAAUCAACAGAUUUUCAGUACCACCACGGAGAUGAGGGUUUUAAGUUGAGGAACACGAUUGAUCAAGCAGAGAAUCCGAAUAUAUUCUUGUUGAAGUUUAAGAGGAAGAGCAGCGCAGGUGAUAAGAAGUUCAAUAUCGAUCUGGAAUUUAAAACUCCUCGUCCUUGGUCCACGAAGAAACUAUUGGAGUACAGUCAACAAAUCAAACCACCAGAAUCUAGUACUGCGACGUUGAAGAAAGAUGUCGAAGAAGAAAGAAAAAACAAAGAGGUCUCGAGUCAAAGUAAAAAGGGAAAGCGACAGUAAAUGAAUCGUUCUUGAAAAUAAAAUAGACAUUUCAUUUGUAAGAUAACAGUUACUUCCAAUUAAUAAACAUCAUUCCUGAAAGAUUAAGAUAAAAGAUCUUCAAUUAUUAGAUCAACAGCAGUGAUAAGAUAUAACUAAAGCUUUUGGAGCUUAAAAUAAAAGAUCAAUUUGAUAUUAAACAUGUACAAUAUUUAUAGGGUUAAUUGUGAAGCUUAUUUUGAUAUUGUCUUCAACUACUAAAUAGUAAUAAGAAGGUUCUCUAUAUGGAGCUGUAAAUUUGAAAAUUCAGGAGUCAUUUUCAAUUCGACUUAGCAAGAUUACUUUCAUUCAACCGAUUUGCCUCGCAGCAGGUAUAUCCUGUGGGAGAUAUCCUGUAGAAGAUUUAACAACACAACAGGUGUCGAACGCGCCCCUUUUCUGGGUGUAGACGCCUUUACCAUGGAUUUAUUUCUUACUAAAAUAGAUUUCGAUCCUAUCAACCUUCAAACACUUCUGUCGAUAUAAGUCAUGAUAUGUAUAUCGUUAUGAACUUUGGAAUUUGAUCAAUGAAUUUUGAACGCAAUAACUAGGAAAAGAAAAGCGAUUAAGAUCUCCAAAAGUUUCCAAAACCAUCCCCACGACUAAAUUCCAGGGUCAGGUGAGAGUAUAAAUGGAUCUAUUCAGUAUUUUUUCCAAGAUCCUUUUCCAGGAGUAGCCACCCGCCUACCGUAGCCCCAUUUUUUGAAGUCAAGGGUCAAAAGAAGCACAAUAAGAUAUUUCAAUAAAAUGCGUAACUUUGACAUCGUUAAAGAACUAUUUUUAUCACGAGGAAAAAGCAUGCUGGUAAUUAUAGCUGUCCCUCGCCUUGAAUAUAUCUUGAUAAUUUGGUCAUUUUGCAAAGGAGUUUGUUUUGCAAUAUUUAAACUUACCAAGGUAAUAAAUAAUUACAUAGAUUUACAAAGAAAUUGCUUAGCUCAAAGAUUAGGAGUCUAUGAUUUAAAGAAAAAUUAAAAACAAACGAUA